Molecule: messenger RNA, 1848 nt
Organism: Rhododendron vialii
Lineage: Eukaryota; Viridiplantae; Streptophyta; Magnoliopsida; Ericales; Ericaceae
Product: lipid phosphate phosphatase 2-like
Exons: 8
Coding region: 565-1611 (348 amino acids)
Biological process (GO): phospholipid metabolic process
Molecular function (GO): phosphatidate phosphatase activity
Source: RefSeq, a predicted model, not a curated record
CAUGCACCCCGGUUUCCACCCCGGCCGGCGCCAAUCCCAUUCUUUUCAAAUUCAUCCUUAUCAGGGGUAGGUCUAUUUAACGUCACUUACCCCAGAAAAUCCUAAUCCGUCAAUAAGGAAAUAAACCCCCCCCCCCCCCCCCCCCUGUGAAUUCAUUCCAUCUUCAACAAGGAAAUAACAGGCGACCUUUUCAGCUGCAGAGUUGGUGGCCUUUCUCUCUCUUUCCGUUCAAAAUGACUACUUUUUCAAGCUCUAUAUAAACCCCAAUCAUUGAACAAGACAACGACGUUCUUCUGUGCCUCCCAUUGUUUCCUCCACCAGAGAAAUUAUCUUUACCGUUCUCUUUUCCUCUUGUGCCCAUUUGGGUGUUCGAAUCCUUGGAUCAUUUUCGGGUUUGUUCUCUGGGUUCUCGGAAUCUCUCUCUCUCUUUGUGCAUGGUUUCCAAUAAGUUUCUCUCCGCCUAUUAUCCUAUUUUUCUAUCUCUCUCCGCUUGGUAUCCAAAAACCGUCCCUCAAAACCUUUACCAAACGACCCGUUUUGUGAUUUCGCCCCCUCGUUCCAAUCAUGGCUACGUCCAUUCCGUCUUUCGGGGGUAUAUCUCAGGGAAGAAUGAGUGAGACCGAGCCCGGUGCACACACUAUUAAGACUCAUGGAGCCAAAGUCGCGAAGAAGCACAAGCAUGACUGGCUCAUAUUGCUGCUUCUCGUGGUCAUAGAUAUUGUACUAAAUGUUAUACAUCCAUUUUACCGGUUCGUUGGGAAGGACAUGAUGACAGACCUAAAAUAUCCACUGAAAGACAAUACUGUGCCUGUCUGGGCUGUUCCAAUUUAUGCAGUUCUGUUGCCUAUUGUCAUUUUCCUUCUCGUCUAUAUCCGUAGAAGGGAUGUGUAUGAUCUGCACAAUAGCAUAUUAGGCCUCUUGUUUGCUGUCUUGAUAACUGGGGUCCUCACUGAUGCAAUAAAAGAUGGAGUAGGUCGUCCUCGACCAGAUUUCUUUUGGCGUUGCUUUCCAGAUGGAGUUGAUAAUUAUGAUCAGUGGGGUAACGUAGUAUGCACAGGUGAAGAUAGCGUUAUUAAAGAAGGACACAAGAGCUUCCCAAGUGGCCAUACUGCAUGGUCCUUUGCUGGUCUGGGAUAUUUAGCAUUGUACUUGGCGGGCAAGAUCAAGGCAUUCAAUCGCAAAGGACAUGUGGCAAAACUGUGCAUUGUUUUUCUUCCUCUCCUCCUUGCAGCUCUGGUUGGCGUUUCCCGGGUGGAUGAUUAUUGGCACCAUUGGCAAGAUGUGUUUACUGGAGGUCUUUUAGGCUUCAGUGUCGCAACAUUUUGCUAUCUGCAGUUUUUCCCACCUCCGUAUCAUACACAAGGAUGGGGCCCUUAUGCAUAUUUCCGAGCAUUGGAGAAGUUGGAGAAGUUGCGAUUGAACACACGACUCGGCCAUCCUUCCAAUGGACCUAAUGUGCAGGCUGCAGGGGCUCAAGUUAUGAAUCAACAAAUGGGGCUUGCAUUCACCCCGGAACCUGAAGAGGACAAAUCAAGCGAUGCGUUCAUCCCAGCAUAUGUGGGGCACAUAUCAAGCUCAUCAGAGGUAGACAUAGAACACGGGAGACGGUAAUUUGUACACGUCAUUGAGCUGUUUUGGACCAAGUUUGUUGAAGCAUGACGAGGCUCUUGGGAAAUUUCGGUCCGGAAACUCUAUAGCAAAGGCUAAAUUGAAUGUUUACCAUGUUCUCUUGUAACGUGCGUGAUUGUUUGUGUGGAUCGGAGUCAAAUCGGUUUUACACUUUUAUGUCAAGAAAUAUGAUAUGGUGCUAAUAUGGAACUUGAAAAAGUAGGAACAGCUAUUUGAUCG